Messenger RNA from Botrytis porri, 2025 nucleotides. RefSeq lists its product as uncharacterized. The coding region runs from base 1 to 2025 and encodes 674 amino acids. The record is from RefSeq and is a predicted model, not a curated record. The transcript is spliced from 3 exons. NCBI's taxonomy places the organism in Eukaryota, Fungi, Ascomycota, Leotiomycetes, Helotiales, Sclerotiniaceae.
AUGAACAAUCAAUAUUUAGCAAACAUGUCUUCAACUGAUGGAGAUGCCGAUGUAACCGAGGGACUUGGCCGUGACCAAACCCUCAACAACAUCGAGAAGCAAGAAUCUCCCCGACCUCGUUCUGUUGCUACACCUGUCAAGUCUAGCAUUUUUUCUAAUUCUCAAGCUAAAAUAAACACCAAAGAUCUAUUCGCUUCGAUCGAGAUAGAUGAUAGCUAUGAUCCUGUCACGCCAACCAAUGCAUCAGCUAAAGCUGUUCGUGGUAACGGAAGACAGAGUGUCAGAUCUCUAUCACCAAGAAAAGCUGCUAGUACUAAGGGCACACCUUACCAAGUCUCUAAGAACAAUCAAGCUUCAAAAAAGGAAGAGAUCAAGGAAAGCCGCGAGAUCUUCGACCGCAUACUACGCGGCGAGUAUUCCGAAGAAGAUGACGAUGACUGGGAGGACGAGAACGAUGGAGCCAAGUCCCCCAAAAACGCUUGGCACAAAGCUCGUAAGGUGAUUGGCUCUGCUGGUAAACCCACGCAUCCAAAUGGUCGAGUCGAAGGACGCAAGCUUGUACCUUGGCACAAAGUAAGAAUGCCUGAAAAGCUGAUUCUCUGCAUUGUGUAUGAAUGUCGCCGUGCAGAAUUAAACAUUCCGUGGGAUGAUAUCGCUCACAGAAUGCGCCCUGGUAGUUCUGGUGCAGCUACCGUACAGCAUAUCAAUAAGAUGCGUGAGAUUCUUAUUCCCGAAGGUCACCUUGUUCCUCCUCAUUUUGCAAAGAAGCAUCCUGUUGAUCCAAAUGUUCGUGGAUACAUUCGUGAUAUGAAUUCUGAGGACCCAAAGGCAACUCGUGCAGUUACUUGGGAUGAGGAGAUUGAUGACUUAAAGGAGAGUCUUGUUGUUCCUGGUAUCACCAGAGGCUCAGGAACCUAUCGUCGCGAUAGGGCUCGAUGGCAAAACAAUAAGGCAACCAUCGUCGAGGAAACACCUACUAAGACUGUCUCUAGUCGACAACGUCCUGAAAAGCGAGCAUCAAAGGCAAAGACUGAACCAAAAGAGAAGUCUUUCAUGGUCAAGAAGGAGCGAUCCGAAUCAAUUGACCCCAUUGAGAUGCCAUCAGACGAGGAUUACGACCCCGGAAAUCGUCUUAAGAUCAAGGGUCAUCGCAAGCGUAAGGUCAAGGUCAAGACCGAGCGUAAAUAUGAUUUGGAUGAGACCAGCGAGUCCGAGGGUGAAUCAUUUGGAUACUCUGACGAUGACUUCCUUGAAGAGACACCCUGCAAGAAGUUUGCCGGAAAUCAUGCAGCGACACCUUUAGCCAGUUUGCCAGUAAAGCUCAAAAUUUCACCCGAUAGGCUAAAGAAUUUCGCUGCAGGCGCUUCCGUGAAAUUAGCUGAAGAGGAAGUUGCAGUCGAUGAGACUGAGUACAUGGACAGAUAUGGCGAUGGUGAUGAUGAUGCAGAGACGAUUGUCGAUGCUCAUGCUCGCGAUGUUGAUGAUGCUUUUGGUCAUGAAGGCUUGCAUCUCAACAAUGGCAAUGCUGGGCUUCAAAAUCAGCUUGCUUUCACACCUUUCGGCUUCAACGGAGGCAUGAACCCUGGUUCCGGUACUUACAACCCACAUGGCGCAUUAAAUGCUCAAGCGUAUGAUCAAGUUUACGGCCAAACUUACAGCAGUCAUAACUUUAUGGGACCGUAUCAGAAUACACAUGGUAGCUACCAAUACUCCAACCAGCAAUUUUUCGGCUUUCAUGACUCCGACUCAACACCUGUCAUGAACCAUGGCUUGAACUUCGACGGCCCAGGUGAGACGAUGCAGGAUCUAAAUGGCGGUCAUAACAGCAUGAGCUCCUUGCCACCUAGCAUCGGACUCAGCUCGGACAACACCAGAUUCGGUAACUUUACUGACUCUGCCGGUGUCACCUAUGACUUAAUCGAUCCUAGCGAAAUUCCUGAACAGGGUUUCGAAUCGUUCAAUGAUGAUUUUGUUCAAGCUUACAAUUCCAACCAGCCUUUCAACCCUGAUGACAACAACCUUUGA